Dermacentor andersoni is the source of this 1998-nucleotide messenger RNA. RefSeq names its product prolyl 4-hydroxylase subunit alpha-1-like. Gene Ontology annotation, cellular component: endoplasmic reticulum. The record is from RefSeq and is a predicted model, not a curated record. Gene Ontology annotation, biological process: peptidyl-proline hydroxylation to 4-hydroxy-L-proline. Gene Ontology annotation, molecular function: procollagen-proline 4-dioxygenase activity; protein binding; L-ascorbic acid binding. NCBI's taxonomy places the organism in Eukaryota, Metazoa, Arthropoda, Arachnida, Ixodida, Ixodidae.
CGAUUUACCCAGGAGUGUCAAUCCGGGGCUACGUGAAGCCGAGACCAAAGAAGUGUGCUUACUCCGCCAUGGGCAGUAAUGGUCCGAAAUCUCAGCUAUCACUGCCAGAAAGAUGCCGAACCCCUGUAGUGCGUUAUGCCAUUUCGUAAAGGACCAAGCAGCCAUUAAGAUGAUGACCGACAUGCACUGUUACAACCAGCUGCCUUAAGGAGUUCAGAGCCGGAGCAAUCGUGCAAAUCCGUUUAUUUUCAGCAAAUUUUCUGCUCUCUUAUAGCACAUUGCUUGUCUAAAUCAUUCCUUUUCGUAAGACACAUCUUUUAUAUGCAUUUAUUGUUUCGCUUUCCCUCUACGACCCGAUUUUUUUUUCUUUUUUACCAAUCCCCAUAGUGGGUGCAUGCCAUUUCACGAUUCAUCAUCAUCACCAGCUGGGAUGGUCAACAACAAUAAUGUGGUCCCCUUUGCGAAGUGUUGUUUCUAUCACGUUUGCGUUCAACGUCGCCUCAGGCACCUCGGACCUGUUCACUGCAACGCAAGACAUGCAGGAGUCGAUUGGAACAGAAAACACAGCUCUUGAAGACGGCUACUUGUACCUGAUGUUGGAACAACGGCGGCUGGAGAAAGUCAUAGAACACUAUAGAGCACUGCGGACUGCGAAGUCGCUGCGAGAUGGCCUCAAUACAUUGGGAACAUUCCUCUUCAUCAGCCGUCUCGCCAACUCAUACCCCAAAUUCAGCGCUCCUUGUCCCAGCCUAUGUAGCCUUCCUUCGGCUUUCCUGCCGUCUUAUUCCCGACGUUGGUGGCCCACGGUCGGCGAUCUCAGUGGCGCCGCUGCUGGAAUCUGCAAGUUGCAGCAAGUGUACGACAUUCCGGUGGAUACGAUAGCAUCCAUGCGUUCUCGCUUACUGCCAGCCGUUUCGCCCGAAGACUUGGCACACGUUGCCAGGGGUUGCUUUACGGAUGGAGAGUUUGGGAACACUUCCGCCUGGAGCCAAGCAGCGCUUGCAAUGACGUCGUCCAUCACUGGCGGCGCAUUCAGGAGGCUUGAGCUUGGCCUCAAAAUACUGCGGACAAACGACGAGCUCAGGCGGCAGUUGGGACAGCGAGCGAAAUAUAUGUCGCUAAACCACUACCCUUCCUCGCCGGAGUCAGAUGUCAGCCAGUACAAAUCGGUCUGCGUUCGACAGGGCGCCGUGAGAUCAUCUGGCAGCAGACUUGUUUGCAAGAUGUCUACGAACUUCGGAGAUCCGCGCUUCAUUCUUCAGCCGCUCAAGUUAGAGGUGCUGUCGCUGAAGCCACGAGUAGUGCUCAUCGGCGACUUCCUCUCCCCAUCGGAAGUGAACUACAUCCGAUCGGCGGCGCAGAAAGGAUUCAAGCGUGCAGGCGUCUACUCCCCGACUGACACUGCAGGGAUGCCAAGCUGGAAACGAAUCGGCAAGGUAUCCUGGCUUUGGGAUCACGAACACGGUCCGCUACAGAGUCUGACCCGCCGCAUAGGAGCUGCAACGGGCCUCUCGGUGGAAACGGCGGAGGCAUACCAGGUAGCCAACUACGGCCUCGGUGGACACUACACACCUCACCUGGACGCGCAUGGAUUCGGCGAAGUUGCUCACAGCGUUGACACCGAGAACGGCAACCGACUGGCCACGACACUGAUGUACCUGACCGACGUGGCUGCGGGAGGCGCCACUGCCUUUGUAAAGCUCGGAAUCGCGGUGAAGCCUCGCGUCGGUGACGCCCUCUUCUGGUACGACUUAGAGCCGUACGCUGGGGACGAUGCCCCACAGCACUUCUCUUUCUGGCACCAGAAGAGGAGGGCGGACGACCUCUCCCUGCACGUCGGCUGCCCCGUACUGUGGGGCUCCAAGUGGAUCGUGACUAAGUGGAUUCGUGAGCGUACUAACGCCGUCGUGCGUUACGACACACCCGGCUGACGCCCGCGGAUAUGCGAGGAAGACGGCGUGUGUCUAAAUGAAAUCGGUCUUGUGAGCAAAGCAGCUA